This is a messenger RNA of Dryobates pubescens (Downy woodpecker), 1578 nucleotides long. It is a transcript of the gene PDILT, whose product is annotated as protein disulfide isomerase like, testis expressed. Gene Ontology annotation, molecular function: protein disulfide isomerase activity. Bases 1 to 1578 code for a protein of 525 amino acids. The transcript is spliced from 11 exons. Gene Ontology annotation, biological process: protein folding. NCBI's taxonomy places the organism in Eukaryota, Metazoa, Chordata, Aves, Piciformes, Picidae. Gene Ontology annotation, cellular component: endoplasmic reticulum. The record is from RefSeq and is a predicted model, not a curated record.
AUGAAGACACAUCAGUUUUUCCUUCUGCCAUUAUUGUUUCUCACAGGCUUCCUGGCAGCAGACAGCAUAGGACCAGAUGAAAAAAAGCUAAAGAAAGCCAAACUUGCCAAAAUAAAAAAGGAGAACAAUGUCCUCUUGCUGAAAAAGAGCAACCUUGACAGAGCAUUGAAGGAAACAAAGUACCUGCUGGUGGAAUUCUAUGUUUCCUUAUCUCAGGCAUCUCAGAAUUUGUCUGAAGAAUUUGCUAAGGCUGCAGGCCAGCUUAAGAAAGAAGCUCCAAGGAUCCAGUUUGGCAAAAUUGAUGUCACUCACCAGCAUGAUCUGAGAAAAGAAUUUCAUAUUCGAGAGUUUCCUACUGUGAAAUUCUUUGUGGAUGGCAGGAGGGAGGAUCCCAUAGACUGCAAAGGAGUCAGACAGGCUUCAGCCUUUAUUACGUGGGUGAAAAGAAGAACAGGACCUAGCACUGUUUUAAUCAAUUCUACUGCUCAGGCUGAAGCCAUCAUAAAUGCUGAUGAUUUGGCAGUGAUUGGCUUUUUUAAGGAACUUCACAAUGACAGUGUGGAAGUUUUCUGUGAGACAGCAAGAGAUGUGCCAGAGAUGCCUUUUGGAAUGACUGCCAGCAAGGACGUCCGUGCUAACUAUGGCAUCCAGAAGAACACUCUUGUUGUGUUUAAGAAGGGAAAACCUGUACAUAAUGAAGUGCUUGAAGAUGGCAGACAGAACAAACUGGAUCUAACAAGGAUAAUCAAAACCUUUACCUUGGAUUUGGUUACUGAAUAUAAUCUUCAGACAUCUGUGAAGAUUUUUGAUGUCCCUGUUGAAAAUCACAUCCUGCUGUUCACCCCAACGAACUUGGAGGCGUUCAGUGCGAUUUAUGAGAACUACACGGCCGCUGCUGCGGAGUUCAGAGGAAAGAUAAUGUUUGUCUUGGUGGAUACCAACGAGUCGCGGAACGGGCGAGUCUUUGAGUAUUUUCGCGUCAGGGAGGUUGAUGUUCCUGCUGUGAGAAUCCUAAACCUGACAAGCGAUGCAAAGUACAAAAUGCCUGCAGACGAGGUGACUGUGGAGAACCUGAAAGAAUUUUGCCAGAGCUACCUAAAUGGCAAAGCUAAGCUACAUCUCCCUAGUGAAGAAAUUCCAGAGGACUGGGACAAGAUGCCUGUCAAAGUGCUUGUUGGGAAGAAUUUCAACAAGAUUGUCUUCAAUAAGACCAUGACUGUGUUUGUUAUGUUUUAUGCCCCUUGGUCCUCUGACUGCAGAAAACUCCUGCCAGUCUGGGACAAGCUAGGAGAGAAAUAUGAAGGUCACAAAGACAUCAUGAUUGCAAAGAUAGAUGUCACAGCAAAUGAUAUCCUGACCGUCGGAUUAGAUCGCUAUCCCUUCUUCAGACUCUUCCCUGCUGGACAAGAUUACCAGGAGGUGGCCUAUGCUGGGGACUAUACCUUGGAGGCAUUUUCUGAAUUCUUAGAAGAAAAAGGAAAGAGGAAAGCACAAGCAGGAGAGAAGGAUCAUUCAGGAGGAAUCAGAGAGGAUCUCAGCCAAAAAGAGACUGCAAUAACAGAGAAAGAAGAACUGUAA